AUGAGACUUCAGCACCUCUUCCACAUCAUUCUUGUUAUCUGUACAAGUCUUCUGCUGAUCAGUGGACAGAAAGCAGGUAGAAGAUGGAGGAGGAAAAUGCAAAGGCACAAGUGUUUGCAAAGAAGAUGCAUGCCUCUGCAUUCAAGAGUUCCCUUCCCUUAAGAUCUAGCUCUUGUGAAACACAAAGCAAAAGGCUGAAGGAACUAGAUGUCUGCGAUGGCAACAUUUUCUCAACUUUGUGGGUGGGAAAAAGGGC
Rhincodon typus (whale shark) is the source of this 256-nucleotide messenger RNA. RefSeq names its product apelin receptor early endogenous ligand (gene apela). The transcript is spliced from 3 exons. Bases 1 to 162 code for a protein of 53 amino acids. Gene Ontology annotation, molecular function: apelin receptor binding. The record is from RefSeq and is a predicted model, not a curated record. NCBI's taxonomy places the organism in Eukaryota, Metazoa, Chordata, Chondrichthyes, Orectolobiformes, Rhincodontidae. Gene Ontology annotation, biological process: apelin receptor signaling pathway; heart development.